This is a messenger RNA of Aegilops tauschii subsp. strangulata, 1937 nucleotides long. RefSeq lists its product as uncharacterized. The record is from RefSeq and is a predicted model, not a curated record. Lineage: Eukaryota; Viridiplantae; Streptophyta; Magnoliopsida; Poales; Poaceae.
CCAAACACUUUUUUGCCUGAAUGCAGAGUGGACCCAGAGCGGAAAAGAACACUUUGCCAGGACUGUAGAAGCCACCCUCCACGAAGCCACCGCGGCUCAUCUGCUUCUCCGGCAGGGCGGAUCGCCGUCGAGGCGGAAGCGGCCAAGCGCGCCGACUGCGCAAGCGCCACGCGAUGCCUUCCUCCCCCGUCGUCGUCCUCAGCGACACCGAAAGCGGCGGCGACGGCGACGCCGUCUCCGACAUCGCGCCCUCGAGGCCCGCCGCCGAGCGCAUCGCCUCCACCCUGAGCACCCAGGCCGCGGUCGACGCCCUCUGCAAGAAGCACGGCGUGCCGGCGGAGUUCGCCCGGCGCCCCGCGGGCGAGCUGCGCGCGUGCAGCGUGCCGCCGCCGGGGGCCGUCUGCGUGUACGCCCACGCGCUGGAGGCCGGAGUGCGCUUCCCGCUGCACGCGUUCUUCGGGAAGGCGCUCGCCCACUUCCGCCUCGCGCCGGGCCAGCUCACGCCCAACGGGUGGCUCGUCCUCGUCGGAUUCGUCGUGCUCUGCCACGAGGCCGGCGUGCGGCCGUCGACGGCGCUGUUCCGGCACUUCUUCUCCCUGUCGACAUGGAAGAACGGGAACGGCUGGUACUUCUUCCGCUGCAGGGGAAAGGGAGCCGCGCCGACGCUCUUCACUGGCCUUAGCUGCUCCAAAUUUGAGAGUGAUUGGAAAGGCAGGUUCUUCUUCCUGACGUCGCCGGGGCCAUGGCCGUGCCCCGUGAACUGGGGCGACUCGCCGCCCAAGAGCUCCGUCGCGGAUCCGGUGCUUAUGAGCCAGCAGGAGUCGGCGGGUAAGCUGCUACAGGCACACGGCGUCCCGCUUGACCUCCGGGUUUACCUCCGCGAUGCAAAUCUUGCUGCGGUCUUCUCCUCCAACCCCGUCGGCACAUCACCACCACCACCUCAGUCUUCUCCCCGUUCAACUGUUGCCAAAGUGGUGGAUCCACCCGUCCGCGACAUGACUGACAUUAUGCCAGUGGAGAAUACGGCGGCGCCGGCAGCAGGGACGGAGCAGGUGAAAAGCGACGCGCACGGCGACACGCUUCCAUUGUCCGGAAAGAAGAGGAAACGGGAGGAGGCCACUGCAAAAGACGGGCUUGGCUGCGCCGCCCCGGUGUCUGACCCGCGGUCACCGCGCGCGCCCGUGCCCGACACACACGACGGUGACACUGCCGACUGGAAGGUCGCACGGAAGGUGCUGGAGUGCAUCGUCACGCCGUCGCGGGAGGACAAGUUCGCGGCGUCGAAGCCCUCAGACAUCGUCGCGUCGAGCUACGUGGCAAUGCUCCAGGCUGCGAACUACGUGUCCUUCUCCUCGGGCUACGCGCUGGAGCUGGAGGAGAAGCUGGUGGCGCGGGAGCGCGACAACAUGGCGCUGUGGGAGCAGCUGGACAACGAGAAGACGGCGAGGCAGGCCGCGGAGGCGGACCUGGAGAAGGCAAAGGCCGAGCUCGCGGCGGCGAAGUGGGCGACUGAGGCGGAGCUGGAGAGCGCCAGGACGACGGCGGUGCAGCAGUUCAUGGGAUCGGAGGAGCACAAGCGGCGGCUCGCGGAGCAUGCACUGGCGGGGUACGAGCGCGGCGCAGAGGAGAUGAAGGGCGUCGUGCUCCGGCACUACCCGCGCCUCGACGCCGCCAAGCUGGUCCUGCCGCUUGAUUAGCCGGUGCUUUCAACUUGGAGCCGUUUUUGUUGAUCUUUUGUGCAUGGGAAAACUGCUCCGGAGAACUGCGACAUAUGCCUAUCCUAACUUGUUGUUGGUUGAAGGUUUGUUCAUGGUCAAGAUUGAUUUCAUGAGGAAAUCUUGCCUGUUAUCUAGAGACCGCUUUUAUGUGGAAAUCGACUCACUCGUGCAUGCAGUGAAUACUUCUCAAGCUUAGAUAAAAGCUCACCUUUCAUGUUU